Molecule: messenger RNA, 975 nt
Organism: Pseudocercospora fijiensis CIRAD86
Lineage: Eukaryota; Fungi; Ascomycota; Dothideomycetes; Mycosphaerellales; Mycosphaerellaceae
Exons: 3
Coding region: 1-975 (324 amino acids)
Source: RefSeq, a predicted model, not a curated record
AUGAUGCCGCGGCCCACACUUCGGGACAGUUUCAACCUGACAUAUCGCAAGAUUCCAGUCCUUGCGAUUGGCAGAGAGCUGUACUGUGACACCUCCUUGAUCUGUGAAGCACUCGAACACUUCUUUCCUCCUUCAGAAGGCUAUCAAUCAAUCUAUCCAGAGGCGCUAGACGGGAGGACCUAUCGACCACUGAUCAGAGGCUUCGCAUCUUACUGGACUGACAGGCCAAUCUUCCGCAUCAUGACUGGUCUUAUGCCUGCUAGCAUUUGGCGCAGUUCUUUUGGCACUGACAGAGCACAGCUCAUUGGACAUAAACUCGAUCCCGACAAGCUGGAAAAGAAGCUGCCUGAGAAUCUGACCAAGUACGACCAUCAAUUGUCUAUGCUUGAGCCAUUGUUUGCAGAGACCGAUGGCCCUUGGAUCUUUUCUACGCCAACGCCAUCCCUUGCAGAUAUCACUCUGUACUAUCAGUUCCGGUGGGGCAAUAAAAUCGCAAGCGGUGAAGGCGUCUACAGUCUCACCAUGAAAGAUGCUCGUGAUUCAAAGGAGAAUGGAAGUGCGCCUGUCUUUAAUCCUCAGAGGUAUCCUGGCAUUCAUGCUUGGUAUAAACGCAUGGAACGAUACUUUGACGAGCUACCGUUGACGGAAGAAGACAAGUCAAAUGACCUUGAGAGUGUGCUGGAACAAAUGAAAAAGGCACCGACACCUGGACCCAAGUCAAUGCUGUUGCCAACCCCAAGAUCCGUACACAAGGAAUUGAGUGAGAAGAUUGGCCUCAAAGAGGGAGCUAGGGUCUCAGUGACGCCCAGCGAUACAGGCAGAGCCGAUCCAACAAUCGGCACCUUAGUCGCACUCUCGCCGGAAGAAGUAGUUAUCAAGCCGAAGCAGCUUGAGAAGGCGGCUGCGGUGGACGUCAGAAUCCAUUUCCCCAGAACCGAGUUCGUAAUCAGGCCCGUCAAUGAAGCAAACUUGUGA